AUGAAGUCUAUCAUCAGCAUCACGGCCUUACUCGCCGCUGUGGCAAUUGCUCACAAUGACAUGCCCCCGAGGAGCAUGUCCACAACUGAAUUCCGCCAAGCUUUCAUGGAAGCUGGCAUUGUUCCAGAUGUGAUGGGCUCGUUCGACCCGAUGGUGUCUUUCUACGCCGGUUACAAAGCUAGCGAUGGUGACAAGGCAUUAUUGAUGCCUGGAACCAAGCUCAAGAUGAAGGAAACCAAAUUCCCAUUCGAAUUCAGCGUCGAGAACAUCAUGAAGGCUAGGAACGUCACUCGGAGCUCCAGAUUCGUUCUUUACAUGAUUGGGCCCGACUCUCCAACACGCGAAAGCCCCACCGAGCGGAACAUGAGGCAUUACCUUGCUGGCAACUUCACGCUUGAGCAGACUAAAUCUGAAGUUCUUGCUUCAGCGAUGAUCAUGAAGAAUUCAACUCCUGCUUUCAAUGACUACAUGGCACCUGAGCCCAAGGCCGGAAGUGGCAUGCAUCGAUAUGUUUACCUACUCUACAUGCAGCCCGAGAAGCUGAACAAGAUGGGUUUCGACGCCAUGGGUGUUGAUAAGAUGAACCGAAAGAAUUUCAACAUCUCGCAGUUCCGCAAACAAGCUGGACUCGGACGCCCCAUUGGCGGAACCUACUUCAUGUUGAACAUGGCCCAGGAUAAUGGAGGCGGUGGCGGUCAUGGCGGCGGAAACAACGGAGGGAACAAUGGCGGAAAUAACGGCGGCAACAACAGCAAUAAUGGAAACGGCCGAAGCGCUGCCUCUGUUGUGACUGCGGGCUCCGUGGUAAUGUUUAUUACGCUAUUGGCGUCAAUGUUUGCCUGGAUGUAA
Molecule: messenger RNA, 849 nt
Organism: Colletotrichum phormii
Lineage: Eukaryota; Fungi; Ascomycota; Sordariomycetes; Glomerellales; Glomerellaceae
Product: phosphatidylethanolamine-binding protein
Exons: 3
Coding region: 1-849 (282 amino acids)
Source: RefSeq, a predicted model, not a curated record